Molecule: messenger RNA, 1107 nt
Organism: Cyclospora cayetanensis
Lineage: Eukaryota; Apicomplexa; Conoidasida; Eucoccidiorida; Eimeriidae
Product: fidgetin-like protein 1
Exons: 12
Coding region: 1-1107 (368 amino acids)
Molecular function (GO): ATP binding; ATP hydrolysis activity
Source: RefSeq, a predicted model, not a curated record
AUGGCUGGGCUGGGUAUUUCAGGUCCAGGCGGUUCGGCGCCGAUCGCCUCUCAAAGCACCUUUGCCUGUCUUCCCGUCGGUUAUCGAGCCAUGCCUUCCUUGCCUCUGCGCUCUUGGCGGUACUUUGCUGCUCUGCUGCAGACACGCGCCUACGACAUUGCCGGCUUGGACGCGAUCAAGAAGCUGUUGAGAGACAAAAUCAUAAAUCCUGUUCUGCGCCCCGACUUGCACGUCGGACUCCAUCGCGCGCCACGUGGCAUUCUCCUCUUCGGGCCGCCUGGCACAGGCAAGACGACCCUGGCGAAAUGGAUGGCGGCAGAGAGUGGUGCUUGCUUUUUUGAGGUGACGCCGUCUUCCGUCAUCAGCAAGUUUCAUGGGGAGACUGAGAAGCUCAUCAAAGCUCUUUUUAAAGUGGCGGAGUUGGAAAGCCCUUCAUUGAUCUUCAUUGACGAAAUCGAUUCCUUGCUUGGAAAACGGCGUGAGCGAGAGGAUGACACGUCCAUUCGCAUGAAGAAUCAGCUGCUCCAGAUGAUGGAUGGCUUAAGCAGCAGCAGCACAAGCACCAUUAUUGUUGUGGGAGCAACGAACCGUCCAGACAUGCUAGACGAGGCAGCAGUGCGGCGUUUAACCCGCCGCGUCUUAGUGCCUCUUCCUGACGUCGAGACGCGUGCAGCCAUCAUCAGGCAGGUGCUGGAUUCGCAGACACCCGGCGGCUGCCGCCUCCUUCCCGAGGAGCUUGAGAGUUUAUCCGAGAAGCUGUCCAACUGGAGUGGAGCAGAUAUCAGGGCGCUGUGUGCAUCCGCGGCAGACAGGGGCUAUGACGAAGCUAUUCAGCAAUUUGGAGGCAUCGACAAAAUUCCCAGCAGGAACGCCUUUAGGCCGAUCUCGCAUGCGGAUUUUCUCGAGGCGUUGAAGCAUCCUAGACAAAGGGCGAAAGGCACUGCUGCAAAACGAGACGUAUACGACGCAUACGAGCGCCGUGACAAAACGCAUUCAAGAAGAGGCAGAGAUACAGCGAACGCAGAAGCCUCAGCGGCUCACUGCGAAAGGGACAAAGGCGGCACGCAGGAGGAAAAAGCAAAAAGUCGCAACAAUCCAACGCUUUGA